AUGGACUUGGACCAAACAGACCUGGAAGUUUCUCCAAAACUAGAAUCCACAUCUCUACCGACAUCUGGAUCAGCAGCUAUAAGUUCUUCAUCCAUCAACCCUGCAGUGUCGUUCAAACGUAAAAAGACUUUUCAUGAACAAGAGACUGAACGCAAGGCUGAAGCCUUGUCAGAGAUUCUCUUGCUUAUGGAUGAGUUUGCACCCAUUAUUCCUGAUAGUGUAACGGAUCAUCAUUUGGCAAGAUCAGGGUUUCAAUGUGAUGAUGUGCGAGUCAAACGACUGCUAGCACUUGCUACACAAAAGUUUAUUUCAGAUAUUGCUACCGAUGCAAUGCAUUACUCUAAACUGCGACAGCAGGCUGUUCAGGGUAAAGAGCGACGUCAGACUCUCAAGGAUAAGAGAACAGUGCUUACUAUGGACGACUUGGCUGCUGCCAUGUCAGAACAAGGUGUGAAUAUCAAGAAGCCAGACUAUUAUGUGUAA
This is a messenger RNA of Batrachochytrium dendrobatidis JAM81, 483 nucleotides long. RefSeq lists its product as uncharacterized. Gene Ontology annotation, cellular component: nucleus; SAGA complex; transcription factor TFIID complex. The record is from RefSeq and is a predicted model, not a curated record. Gene Ontology annotation, biological process: transcription initiation at RNA polymerase II promoter. Bases 1 to 483 code for a protein of 160 amino acids. Gene Ontology annotation, molecular function: RNA polymerase II general transcription initiation factor activity; promoter-specific chromatin binding. The transcript is spliced from 3 exons. NCBI's taxonomy places the organism in Eukaryota, Fungi, Chytridiomycota, Chytridiomycetes, Rhizophydiales.